AUGCCACUGAGACGACCGCACAAAAGCAAUCUUAGAAAUUCUUAUAUUUUAAAAAUUCAAAAUAGAGAAUGUAAAGAACUUCUCGAAUUAACUAAGGAAUAUCGAAGGCGAAUCAAUGCACAAGCUCGGGAAUCUGAAUUAGAAAAAUCUAAAUCAAAUAAUGUCAAAUUAGAAAAUAGUGAUAAUGUUAAAAUAGAAAAGAAAGAAACACCCAAGUUGG
This is a messenger RNA of Dentiscutata erythropus, 220 nucleotides long. Lineage: Eukaryota; Fungi; Glomeromycota; Glomeromycetes; Diversisporales; Gigasporaceae. The record is from the annotation of a GenBank genome assembly.